AUGAUUUCAGAAUAGAGCCUAAAUCAAAGACUGAUCAUUAAUGAAAAUGAAUUUAAUGCAUCAUGUUUAGACUAAACUUCUAAUAAUUCUGAUUCUAAAUAACAGACAGACCCAUAAAUGUAUUAAAAACCAUUAGAUUUAUUUAUGGUUUGCACAGGAUAAGAUGAUUAAGAUGGAAAGCUACAACCUUUAAAUAUUUUCACUUAAAAAAUUCAACCUAAAACUGAAUAUUUAUAAGAAGAAAGUCCAUAUAUUGUUAAUUUUGAUGAGAGCUCUUAUCUCAAUCCUAGUCAAUUAAGACCAAUAGCAGAAACAGAUGGAUUGAUUGGUUAUUAUAGCAAAAAUAAAUAUAAAAAUGUCAUUUAAAUGCUAAUAUGUGUUACUAUGUAUAGUGAGGAUAGGCACUUUCUUGAGUAAACUCUUCUUCACAUACAAAAAAAUCUUUAAGGAUUUUCAGAAUUAGGAGUGUAAAAUUUUUAAAUCGUUGUUGCUGUAAUUUAUGAUGGCAUAAUGAAAAUCAAAGAAGAAGUGGUUGAAUUUUAUUGUGAGCUUGAGAAAGGAGAGAGUAUAGAUCUAGAUAGAAAUCUUAAAACUAGAAGAGAGUUAAUUCAAAACUAAAUUGACUUCUUAGAGCUAUAAAAAUAAUCAUAUCUUUUAGAUGCAAAUGAAGGACUACCUCCUUCAAUACCCAAAAACAUAUCUCUAUUUUAUCAAAACAAAAUAUAAAUAAAAUAAUUCGAUAAAUAAAAUAGAAAUUCAAAGAUUAAAAUUCUGUGUCCUUACAAUGCAGAAUUUAAUUAAAAUGAACCUAAUUUAACAGUUUUUUCUAUUUUUAAACAUAAAAAUGCCAAGAAACUAUCUUCUCAUCUAUGGUUUUUUGAAGGUUUAUGUAGGUAAGUGAGACCAAAAUAUGUGUCAUUCGUAGAUGUAGGCACACUGCCUUCUGAAUUAGGACUUGUUUAGUUUUAUAAAGUUAUGGAAGGAAACUAUCAUAUUGGGGGAGUAUGUGGUUUCUUAGGGUUAGAAGAACCCCCUGAAGGAGGACAAGAAGAUAACACAAAUUAAAAAAAGAAUAUAAAUUAGAAACAUUUAAAUAAUAAAAACUUUGAUUCUUUCUUAGGCUUCUUGCAUGUUUUACCAGGAGCUUGGUCUGCUUAUAGAUACGAUGCUUUAGAAGUCUAGAGCAAUUAAAAAACUAAUUUUAUGCAAGAGAACUAUUUUCAGUCAGUUUUAAACCCUGAUUUAUUGACAAAUGAUAUCAAAGAAGCAAAUAAAUUUCUAGCUGAAGACAGAAUUUUGUGUUUAGGAAUAAUUUCAGCGAAAGGAUAAAAUUAUCAAUUAAAGUAUAUUCCAGAUGCAUAUGCUGUGACUGAUUCUCCAUAAACUUUAGAGGAGUUCAUCUAAUAGCGCAGAAGAUGGACUAACAGCAUGAUAUUCGCCCUUAACCAUGUUCUUAAAAAUUAUAAAUAAAGUAUUAAAGAAAGUAUCCAUUCUAAGUGGUUUAGUAAAGUUAGACUACCAUUGAAUAUGUAUUUUGCUUUUCUAGGUUUAAUUAACUAUAUUCUGUUGCCAGCAUUCUUUUUAUUUAUGGCUGUUUUGUCUGGAUACCAAUUCUACAUACCCUCUAAAUAACCUGGUAAAUCUUAUGUUGAUUCAAGCUCUUAGUAAUAGUCAUGUAUACUAGAUUACGAUUUAACUUCAUCUGAAACAAUGUGUGAUACUAAUAUCAAACAAGAUUGCUAUUAAGAGUGCCAAACUGGAGAACUCACAAUUUAUUAAAAAAUCUUCAACAUAUUCAUGAAAAUACUACCUCUUAGUAUUGUUAUGACUGUGCUGUUAUUUAUGAUUGUGUGUCUCACUUUUAAAAUGAAAAAGCAGAAUUUUUCAGAAUAUUUAUAGCUAUUCAACUCUGUUAUCAACGAAGAAGAUAAAAAGUAGAUUGAAGAGUUCAGGUAAAUCUUAAGAGCUUAGAAUAAGUCUUCUUAAUAGAUUGAAACGAAAGUCAAUAACCUAAUUUAAAAGCUAGGAGAAAAAAGACUUAAUGAUUUCAAAAUUUUAUUUGAAUCAAAGAAAUCUCACAAGCUCCCUCAAGAUCUAAGGAAAAUUAAAUCAGAAUAUGACAGAUUAUAUACACAAAAGUACUACAAUAAAGUUUAUAAAAUAUUUGCUUCACUUUUCUCCAUUUAGACUUUAUUGCUUGUUUUUGUCAUUACCUUCUCGCUAUAUAUAAAUAUAUUUGCUCCUUAAAUUUAUAAAGACAUUGGAUUCUACCCUUUACCAAAGUGGAUGAGAUUAUACAUUAUUAUAAUUAUAAUCAUAAACACUGGAUUUUUCUUUAUGAUUAUGGGAUUUCAUUUACUUUUCUAACCUAGAUUAGUUUGGCUUGCCUUCAAAUCUUACUUAUCAUUUACCUUUUAUGCUCCUGUUUACUAAAUAUUUUUGUCUAUUUACUCUUUUUGCAAUCUAGAUGAUGUAACUUGGGGAACUAAAGGUUUGCAAAGCUCUACUUAAAAUUAAAUUUUUGUUUCAGACAAAGUUAGAUAUGUUAGAUAUUGGGUUUGGAUAAACUCUUCUUUUAUUUUAGCUUUCUUAAGUGCAAGUUUAAUACCUUUAGAUAAAACUCCUUAUGUUGUUAUUGGACUGGGUAUUUAUUGCACAUUAUAUAAUGUACUUAGGAUAUCAGGAGGAACCAUUAAUUACUUAAAGUACUAUCUUUUUGAUAAAUUGAAGAUUAAAAAAUAAUUAAACAAAAUUGUUACUAGUAAUUUAUAAAAUUAAGAAGAGUUGAAAAGGGAUUACUUAAAAUCUUUAUCCCUGACUACUGUUAAGUAGAUUAAUACUUAAGAAACUAGUUAGUAAUAGUUUUUUGAAGAUAAAGAAUAACUAGUAUUCUCUCGUUCAAUUAGUAAAAAUUAUAGCUAAAAUAAUAGCUAAUAAGAAUUCUUUAGAACAGAUGAAAAAGAAAUCUUUAGAUAUUGA
Tetrahymena thermophila SB210 is the source of this 2979-nucleotide messenger RNA. RefSeq names its product chitin synthase. NCBI's taxonomy places the organism in Eukaryota, Ciliophora, Oligohymenophorea, Hymenostomatida, Tetrahymenidae. The transcript has 10 exons. Gene Ontology annotation, cellular component: cell septum; cell periphery. Gene Ontology annotation, molecular function: chitin synthase activity. The record is from RefSeq and is a predicted model, not a curated record.